Messenger RNA from Cololabis saira (Pacific saury), 913 nucleotides. It is a transcript of the gene prdx4, whose product is annotated as peroxiredoxin 4. Gene Ontology annotation, molecular function: thioredoxin peroxidase activity. The transcript has 7 exons. The coding region runs from base 82 to 849 and encodes 255 amino acids. NCBI's taxonomy places the organism in Eukaryota, Metazoa, Chordata, Actinopteri, Beloniformes, Belonidae. The record is from RefSeq and is a predicted model, not a curated record. Gene Ontology annotation, cellular component: cytosol; endoplasmic reticulum. Gene Ontology annotation, biological process: hydrogen peroxide catabolic process; cellular response to stress; cell redox homeostasis.
GAGGGAAAGGGAAACGGUCUUCCUCCUGCAGCAGCUGGUGACUGCAGGACUCAGCUACUACGUGCACCCCGAGCCUGCAGCAUGGAGUCCCCCCCCCUGCCCGGAGGAAGGACCGGUCUGUCCUCCGUCCUGCUCGCAGCGCUGCUGCUCUCCGUCUCUGCGGACGAACACGUGAAGACCUCGCAGUGCCACAACUACGCGGGGGGACACGUCUAUCCCGGGGAGGCUUUCCGCGUCCCCGGGUCCGACCACUCUCUGCACCUCAGCAAAGCCAAGAUUUCAAAGCCUGCACCGCACUGGGAAGGAACAGCCGUCAUCAACGGGGAAUUCAAAGAGCUGAAGCUGUCCGACUACCGAGGAAAAUACCUUGUGUUUUUCUUCUAUCCCUUGGAUUUCACUUUUGUCUGUCCUACCGAGAUCAUUGCGUUCAGCGACCGUGUGCACGAGUUUCAGGCCAUCAACACCGAGGUGGUCGCCUGCUCCGUGGACUCCCAGUUCACCCACCUUGCAUGGAUCAAUACUCCCAGGAAGCAGGGUGGACUAGGUCAAAUGAAAAUCCCUCUGCUGUCAGACCUUACUCAUCAGAUUUCAAAAGACUAUGGAGUCUACCUGGAGGACCAGGGACACACGCUAAGGGGUCUUUUCAUUAUCGAUGACAAAGGAACCUUGAGGCAGAUCACCAUGAAUGAUCUCCCGGUGGGAAGAUCGGUGGAUGAAACUCUACGGCUGGUUCAGGCCUUCCAGUAUACAGAUAAACACGGAGAAGUAUGUCCAGCUGGAUGGAAACCAGGAAGUGACACCAUCAUUCCAGAUCCUUCAGGCAAGCUGAAGUAUUUUGAUAAAAACUGAAUUGUUUUCAUUCCCCAGUUUGUGAAAUCCAGCCAAAUAAAAUGUGUUUUCCUAAACUGCUAUA